CAGGCAAAACUCGAUUAUCCAACGAAUAGAAACCAUUCUAUAUCGGGAUAAUUGAGUUUUAAAUAUAUAUAUAUAUAAUGAAUUCCUCAACCCCAAACGACGACAAGAACAUGGCUCCUCAGCCUACAAAUGGUGCACCAUCACAACCCCAAACAGUGCCAGCCGCAGCACCAUCAUCCUCUGACUCAGAUUCGAGUAAAGGCGUGGCUCCUGGUUCAACCAACCAAUAUGUUGUUGGGGUUCCACCACAACAAGACAUGCCGCCAGCAUGGUCCACUGGUCUAUUUGAAUGUUUUGACGAUCUCCCAACCUUUAUCAUAACCGCUUUUGCCCCUUGUGUUACUUUCGGACAAAUUGCAGAAAUGGUUGACAGGGGACAACAGAGUUGCGGAUUAUAUGCCAUGCUUCAUGCUGGGAUCAUGUACUUUACGGGCUGUGGAUGUUUGUUAUCUGCGUAUUACAGGAUUAAGAUGAGCCAUCUGUAUAGGUUGCCCGAUGAUCCUCUCAUAAAUAUUCUUGUUCAUCUAAUAUGUGAACCAUGUGCCUUGUGUCAAGAAUAUCGUGAGCUUCAGGCUCGUGGCUUCAACAUGAAACUUGGCGUUGGGUGGCGUAAUCAAUCUCAGGAGAUACAACAAACCGGUGGAGUCAUGGUGCCACCAAAGGUUCCGGGAGGAAUGACUCGUUGAAAUGCAGACUAAUAUAUCUAAUCACUUUUGGGAUGUUGAGGAAUUAAUAAAUCAUGCUUGUUUUUUGA
This is a messenger RNA of Erigeron canadensis, 754 nucleotides long. Its product is annotated as cell number regulator 10-like. NCBI's taxonomy places the organism in Eukaryota, Viridiplantae, Streptophyta, Magnoliopsida, Asterales, Asteraceae. The transcript is spliced from 4 exons. The record is from RefSeq and is a predicted model, not a curated record. The coding region runs from base 78 to 686 and encodes 202 amino acids.